This is a messenger RNA of Setaria italica (foxtail millet), 1908 nucleotides long. Its product is annotated as pentatricopeptide repeat-containing protein At3g62890. NCBI's taxonomy places the organism in Eukaryota, Viridiplantae, Streptophyta, Magnoliopsida, Poales, Poaceae. The record is from RefSeq and is a predicted model, not a curated record. Gene Ontology annotation, biological process: RNA modification. The coding region runs from base 1 to 1908 and encodes 635 amino acids. Gene Ontology annotation, molecular function: protein binding; zinc ion binding; RNA binding. The transcript has a single exon.
AUGCAGUUCGAAACGCCGCCGCCGGCCGGUCGACGCGCCCCCACGUUCCAGGCCAACCCCGCCGCCGACGCGAGGCAGCUCCUCGGCUCACUCCUGCCGCCGCGCCCCGCACUCCGCCACGUCCUGCAGGCGCACGCCCGCCUCGCCGUCCUCGGGCUCGCCACCGCGCGCGCCCUCCCGCAGCUCCUCGCCGCGCUUCCGCGCCUCCCGCCCGGCGGCGCCGGCGCCUCCUACUCCUACCCGCUCUCCCUCUACCGUAGCUCCAGCUCCGCCUCCGCCUUCGCGUCCAACCACCUCCUCCGCGUGCUCCCGCACCCGCUCCCGCUCCGCCUCUUCCCGCGCCUCCCGCGCCGCAACCCACACUCCUUCACCUUCCUCCUCGCCUCGCUCUCCAACCACCUCGACGUCGACCCCACCGCCGGUUCAUCCGCCUCCCGCUUCCUGGGCUCCCACGUGCACGCGCUGGCCUUGAAGGCUGGCGCCGCGGGCGACCUCUACGCGCGGAACGCGCUGGUCCACUUCUACGGCGUCUGCGGCGACGUGGCGGCGAUGCGGAGGGUGUUCGACGAGCUGCCGCUCGUGCGGGACGUGGUGACGUGGAAUGCCGUCCUCGCUGGUUACGUGCGAGCAGGCAUGAUGGCGGAUGCACGGGAGCUGUUCGACGGAAUGGUGGUUAGGGAUGAGGUUUCUUGGAGCACGGUGGUGGGUGGGUAUGUCAAGGAAGGGGGGCUGGAGGUGGCGCUGGGAGUGUUCAGGAACAUGGUGGUGCAGGGGGUGAAGCCGAACGAGGCAGCUAUAGUAACAGCAUUGUCGGCAGCUGCACAGAUGGGGCUGCUUGAGCAGGGGAGGUUUGUGCAUGAGGUGGUCCAGAGAGCAGGCAUGCCAGUGAGUGUGAAUGUUGGCGCUGCACUGGUGGAUAUGUAUUCCAAGUGCGGAAACAUAGCAACAGCGAGGGAAGUUUUUGAUGCCAUGCCAAGGAGGGAUGUAUUUGCUUGGAACUCCAUGAUCUGCGGACUUGCUGCCCAUGGAUUGGGGCAUGAUGCGGUGGAGCUCUUUGAGAAGUUUGUCGCUGAGGGUUUUUGCCCAACAAGCAUCACAUUUGUGGGGGUGCUGAAUGCCUGCAGCCGCACUGGCCUUGUUGACAAAGGACGGUGGUAUUUCAGGCUGAUGUCAGACAAAUAUGGCAUUGAGUCAGAGAUGGAGCAUUAUGGAUGCAUGGUUGAUCUUCUGAGCCGUGCUGGUCUUGUUGAAGAGGCCAUUGAAUUGAUCGAAGGGAUGCGCAUUGCACCUGACCCAGUUCUCUGGGGAACAAUACUGUCAGCCUGCAAGAGACAUGGACUUGUGGAUUUGGGCAUAACUGUCGGUAAUAAGCUAAUUGAACUUGAUCCUGCUCAUGAUGGACACUAUGUCCUCCUUGCAAGUAUAUAUGCGUCAGCAAAGAAAUGGGAUGAAGUCAGGAGAGUCAGAAAAUUAAUGUCUAGUCGUGGCACCACCAAGUCAGCUGGCUGGAGCUUGAUGGAGGCACAUGGAAUAGUGCACAGGUUUCUAGUAGGGGACAUGGAUCACAAGGAUUCUGUACAUAUAUAUAACAUGCUUGGCAUGAUUGACAGAAGGUUGGCUGAGGCAGGGUAUGUACCAGAUGUGUCAUCAGUGUUGCAUGAUAUCGGGCAUGAAGAGAAGGUUCAUGCCAUUAAGGUGCACAGCGAGCGGCUCGCAAUUGCUUACGGGUUCAUUGUUGUUGAAGCUGGCAGCCCAAUCCGUAUUGUCAAGAACCUUAGUGUGUGUGGUGAUUGUCACGAGUUCAGCAAGAUGGUGACAAAGGUUUUUAGCAGGGAAAUUAUUGUGAGGGAUGGUAGUAGGUUUCAUCAUAUGAAAGAUGGGAAGUGUUCUUGCCAUGAUUAUUGGUGA